Notodromas monacha is the source of this 3645-nucleotide messenger RNA. Lineage: Eukaryota; Metazoa; Arthropoda; Ostracoda; Podocopida; Cyprididae. The record is from the annotation of a GenBank genome assembly.
AUGACGGAAAAAGCCAGCUUCAGCAAGCGGAACUCGCGCGCUGAGAAGAACGUUUCGGUGUUCGCUGUCCCUGGAGCAGCGUCACUUCCAUCUCAUGAUGAAAGCUCACCUAAAGAAUCUGUGGCAAUCGCCGACGGUGUCCAUGAUCAGCUGGAACCCAUGGGAUAUUCCAUAGAUCCAACGGAUUGCUUGCUGAGCUAUUACUAUAGUCGGCAGAACCUGUUUUCGGAUCCGGUGUUGAUCGUUUCUCCGCCCAGGAGUGGGAAGUCCUUGAUGUCUAUCCUUGCGGGCUACGACCUGAAGAAAAAGUUUCGUCUUUAUCCUGGUUGUGCUCCGGGUGUGCUGAUUAUUGUGCCCUCUUCUCACGAUAUCGCGGAACUGACGACGGUGGUUAAGCGUUUUGAGGCGAUUCUGGAGUUGCUGGUCCUCAACGAACCACUGAAGGAGAAUAAGUCGUUGUUGAUGUCAUGUCUCAAAGGAAGAGCUGUCAUGCUCGCGGACCCACAAUUUCUUAUCGAAUACCUGGAAGUCGUUGGACCGAUGCUUCACAGUUUUGAGAACACGAUCAUGUGCAAGAUCAUGGCGAAAAUGGCGGUUGUAGGAGUUGAAGAUCGUAAUAUGAGGUUCUUGGCUUCCAAUUGGUCUGAACAAGUCCAGGCCCUGUGGCAGAGUUUCUUCUCGUUGAAGAAUGCGAGGUUGUUGUUCGUGUGGGACUUCGUUCCCGCCGCGAUGCUAUUCGAGUCUCGGGUCCAAGUUACCUAUGGAACCACCGAACACUUGAAAUCUUGUGUCCGCGAAAAAAGAGCGAAGCGUUCUCACGUGUUAUUUGGUUCCCCAAUAGAAUUCUUCGGAAAGUUGCGGAGAAAAGAGUUGGAAGCAAGAUCGAUCGCCUUUUUCUCGAGUGAAAUCUUGGUUGACUGGAUCAAGUUGGAAGCAUCUGAAAUGAUGGAAAAAUCCGAAUGGUCCGUUAGACUUGCACAAGCGGGAUGCACUCAAAUGAGGAAUCCGAACGAAAAAAUUAUCUGGAUAUGGACUGACGCUCAAAUGUCCCAGGGUUCCGUUCGUGAUAUCGAAGUUGAUGUUGUUGUUAGCUGGAACCUGGGAAAACGCUGGCGUGAUUUUGCGGAAAAUGCGGGCGGUCAGGUACUGGUAUUCUGCGACCCUGAGGAACCACAUCCACUCGCCCUUGAGAAGCUGGAGAACUUCCUAAAACUUAUUCGAGGCGAAAGGAUUUACCAACCUCAGACGAAUCUGAACCAAGUCAUAUGCGAAAAAAUUCGAAGGGCAAACGUGGAAAAGUCUUUGUGUCUCGAGUUUCGCCUGUUCGGAAAGUGUGAGAAGAAGUCAUUGUUCUGCAACAGACAUUUCUUCAAGACAGACUCGAAUCUCGUCAAAGAUCUUCCUUUGAACUCGUGGGUCACAGUUUGUUGUUGGGACGUUGUGGAAGGAGGUCUGUAUACUGGUCACUUGCACAAGGUGCAGCAUAAUGGGAAGUCGAUGGACUAUCUCAUCAGUUUUGAGAACUUUUCCAUGGCUUUGGAAUCAGCUUACAAAAAGAAGAAAUCGUAUGUUCGAGUGCCUAAGAAAAAUCAAGUUUACGUGGUUGAACUGAAGUGGCCCGAGAAACUUGGCUUCUCUUUUUUCCGAGCGAAGGUGGAAGAAAUUCUCGGCAAGGAUAAAAUCAAGGUGUAUGCUGUUGACCGAGGGUUCAAGACAGUUCUCAAGAUCGAUGAAGCGGUUUUUCACGAAGUUCCCGCGGAAUUUAAGGAAGUUCCCGGAAAGGCACUGAAUUUUGUGAAUGCUGAUAUGAUGCCCCUACCGGGGUCUCCCCACUGGCACCCAGAAACGCGUGAACUGGUUUUAAAAGAGUUGAAUGACAAGUUGAAGUCAUGCAAUAAGUCAUGUAAAGGAUUUUUCGAGGGCAAGGUUAUCAAAAUCCUGGAAAAUGACGUCCACUUGCAAUUUGUUUCCGCGACUUCACCAGAUAAUGUGUACGGCAGGAAUUGUCGUUUCAUUUGCAAUCCACUAGUUUCCGCCGGUCUUGUGGUUAGCAGAAUGCCUGAUGGGAAUGAAGAGGAAACAUUGUAUUUUCGUACAUUCUAUCACUCCGAUUGCUGCGUUCACGCGAAAUCUUAUGGAAUUUCAGAUUCGUUUGGAUCGGAUUCCGCUGCGCAUCGCUUGAUAAAAUGCAUGAACGAAAAAACAGCGUCUUUACUGAAGGAGGCUCAUGAUCCAAUAUCCGACGACCAGAAGAACAAAGCAGAAAAAUCCUCGAAACAAAAGAAAAAGACGAUUGUGGUGCAGGAGCUGAAUGAAGAAUUCAGCAAAAAUGUUCCAGUAAUCGUUUCAAGUCUCGAUUCUUCGAGCGAGGAUGAGGAGGACAUUGAGGAGGAUGAGAAACGGGUCGAAAUCGAUAAUUACGAACGGGCAGCAGAUUUCUUCCAAGGAAUUACGAAGGAAGGGCAUUCUUCAGAGGACGAAGAAUGCAAAGCCUUGGUCUUGGCCGAUGUUGCCAGAUCAAAAGUUCAGCAGGCAGCUCGUAAAGUUCUCAAGUCAAGCGUCGAACCCGUGAUUUUGCGCCCUUCUGGUCUGAGUCAGAAUUUUUGGGUAGCUAAGAAUACGUUGGAUUCGGAAUUUGAUGGAUGGAAGCCAUUGCCUUUCCAGUCGGUUCAAUGGGUGGAUCACGUGGACCGAGUCACAAUCGGCGUUGUUCUUCCGGUAUUUUCCCGGGACAGAACUUACCAAGAUGACAUAUAUAAGAUCGAGUUCAAAUUUGCUCAUCCCAUCCAGACGAAAGACUUGGUCAGCACUACUGUGCAGUCCUGCGAAGAUCAAGUUCGAGGGCUAAUUUCCGUGACUUUGAAAAAAGCGAAAGCUAAACUCUGGGACCAUCUGAUUUGUGAGGAUGAGAAAAAACGUUUCAAAUGGUUGUACAGGGAUUUGGCUAGGUCGGAAAUGGAAGAGGAAUUAGAGGAGGAAAUAUUCCUGAAGAAGCUUGAUCGGCUUUCGGAACCUGCUCGUGAUUUGCUCCUAAAUUCAGAGCCUGGAAAGUAUACCUUCAGUGAGGAAUUGGAUGUUGAUCCUGAUGUGGACAACGGAGGUGAUAAGAUAGACUGGGAUUCUGUUUUUGGAAAGCCGAACAACUCCGGUCUUGCGUGCCUUACCUCGGACGACUCUGAGCCUGAGGAUUUUUCGAGCGGCAGAAUAAUGGAGCUGUAUGACUGCUCUGAUGACCGUGCAUACUUCACGUCCAGCUAAAAUUGCAGCUUGUUAUUUUCCUGUAAUCUGCGAUUCAAUUUUGUUCGUAAUGUCAAGGAACAUGCGUGGUUGAGCUUUUCUAUAAAAUCUCAUUUUUUCUACGCAUUGUCGCGAAACGAUGGGCUUAUUUUAAAAAAUUUUCCGGAGAGCGAAAAGAAAAAGAUUGAAGAAGUACGCUCUUCGAUUUCGAGAAUCAAGUUAGCAAGCUAAAGUUACGGCUUGUUAUUUUCCAGCAAUCUGCGAUUCCAUUACGUUCGGGAUGUCGAGGAACAUGCGCGGUUAAGCUUUUCCAUCGAAUCUCGUCUUUUUUGUCUCGCAUUGUCGUAAAACUACGGGCAUAUUUUGAAGAAUGUUCCAGAGCGCGAAAAGAAAAAGAUUGAAAAAGUA